Lodderomyces jiufengensis is the source of this 828-nucleotide messenger RNA. RefSeq lists its product as uncharacterized. The transcript is spliced from 2 exons. Lineage: Eukaryota; Fungi; Ascomycota; Pichiomycetes; Serinales; Debaryomycetaceae. The coding region runs from base 1 to 828 and encodes 275 amino acids. The record is from RefSeq and is a predicted model, not a curated record.
AUGAGUACAAAAUGUAAAAUAGAUUGUUUAGAUGACUUAAUUACAAAUACUUCAACUAAUGAACCAAAAACUAAAUCGAAAAAAAUGCCAGUUAUUGUUUGGAAUAGUGCACCACCACCAGUAAUUAACGAAGUCAGUGAAGAUAUAAACCAAGGUAUUCCAAAUGACUCCGUUUUAUUUUUAUAUAAUCCAGAUGAAAAUAUAACUUAUCCAGAUUCUGCUAUAGCAAUCAUUCCACGAUAUUUUCCAGGUGAAUCAGAACCUAGAACAAUUCUAACCACUCAUGGACAACUAAAGAAGGAAAUACAAAAUCGUCCUAAAGUAAUUACCUGGUAUAGUAAAAUUCCAUCUCAAUCAGAAGCAAAUAAUCUCAUUACCGAUAAGAUACACUACAAUUUCAUUGAUUCCAACUCAAAAAUUCAAAAUCAAACAUCAAUCCAAUUGAACAAGGUACCUAUUUUGAAACAUUUAAAAUUACUGCACCAAUAUAAAUUACCUGAACCAUAUCCAUUUAAAUUACCAGCUAUAAUGAAUCAAGAAAAUGGAUUUCCAAUUGCAGUUGAAUAUAAAGGAAUAUACUUUAUUACUGAAUCAUUUUCACAAUUGUUACAACAACAAAAAUGGGUUCAAUCAAGUGAACUAAAAAAACAAAUAAUACAAAUUGGUUUGAAAUAUUAUGAUGAACAAAUAAUCAUGUACAAAUGCCCUUAUUGUAUCAAUUUUUAUCAAUCUUUGAAUGAAUACCAAGAUCAUCAUGAUACUAUGCAUAUAUUAAAAGUAUUAAGUAAAGAAUUCAAAAUUUUACAACCUGAGUUAUGUGAAGAAUGA